Messenger RNA from Syngnathus typhle (broad-nosed pipefish), 977 nucleotides. It is a transcript of the gene hdhd3, whose product is annotated as haloacid dehalogenase-like hydrolase domain containing 3. The coding region runs from base 37 to 897 and encodes 286 amino acids. The record is from RefSeq and is a predicted model, not a curated record. Lineage: Eukaryota; Metazoa; Chordata; Actinopteri; Syngnathiformes; Syngnathidae. The transcript is spliced from 3 exons.
GCGUUGUUGUUUUUUUUCCCCUUGCGGUACAACUGAAUGUGUUCUCGCGAUAUCUGGUUUACAAACGUAAAUUGUCAAUGUCACACGUUUGCGGAAUGUAUGUGUGUAUACGGACGUAAGGUAAUUUUUUUGCACAAGGUUCACAGCAGAUACCCACGUGCAAUGCGUGGUCCUCUACGAUGGGUGCUGUGGGAUGUGAAAGACACCCUGCUGAAGGUGCGUUCCUCUGUGGGUGAGCAGUACUGCGACGAGGCCAGAAGAAUGGGUCUGAGCCUCACGCCUACCGAGGUGGAGUCUGCUUUCCGCCAGGCGUAUCGACAUUAUUCCAGCCAGUUCCCAAACUACGGCAUCGCUCAGGGCUUGGAUGGAAAGUCUUGGUGGAUGGCGGUGGUGAAGGCCACCUUCUCUCAGUGCAGAGUGCAGGACCCGGCCUUGCUUAAUACAAUGGCACUCAACCUCUACCAGAACUUUAGCAAUGCAGAGAACUGGGAGGUAUUUCCAGAUUCAAAGUCUGCUCUGGAGAGCUGCUCCUCACUAGGAGUGCAACUAGGAGUGGUUUCCAACUUUGACAACCGCCUUGAAGCCAUCUUAGGUGCUUGCGGGCUGCUUUCGCACUUCAACUUUCUGGUGACAUCAGAGGCAGCAGGUGUUGAGAAGCCUCAUGCGGCCAUCUUUGAACAGGCCCUGCGCAAGUGCGCCGUACCCCCUGCCAACAUAGCUUACGUCGGGGACCAUUACGUGAACGAUUAUUUGGCAUCUCGUUCAGCCGGAAUGCAUGGCAUUCUUUUGGACCGCAGUAAUAACUCCGGGCGACAUGAUGUUCCUAAAGAGCAUUGGCUCUCAUCGCUCAAUGAGUUGCCAGCACGACUUAAGCAACACAUGGAUGAAUGCUCCUAAUUAUUUUGGAUUGUUUUCGUCCAGUCAGAAAAUUGUGUUUGGAGUAGUAAAGCCACAUAUGGAUCAUAAUGUCAAAAACA